Messenger RNA from Trichoderma reesei QM6a, 826 nucleotides. RefSeq lists its product as uncharacterized. Gene Ontology annotation, biological process: attachment of spindle microtubules to kinetochore. Gene Ontology annotation, cellular component: spindle microtubule; DASH complex. NCBI's taxonomy places the organism in Eukaryota, Fungi, Ascomycota, Sordariomycetes, Hypocreales, Hypocreaceae. The coding region runs from base 305 to 826 and encodes 173 amino acids. The transcript has 2 exons. The record is from RefSeq and is a predicted model, not a curated record.
CCACCAUUUGGCUCGGAUUAAAGCAGAGCUGAUACCUUGACAGCUAAAGAAGACUAAAGACGUCGAUAUCAAGAAGAACCCGGAUACGACUGCUGGUAGUUGCUGCCCAGUUCUGGAGCCAACCGACUCCCAAACAGACACGCACACGCAUCAGAGCGCGAGACAAUACGAGACCGCCAAUCUCCAAGCAUCGUCCCCACAUUCUCCAGCAAGACCCUGCCCGCGAAUCGGGCCUGGGCUCAACCUUUGCCUCCUCGCCCUCCCAACUCCUCCCGUAUUCUCGGCAUCGUGAAGUCCGGGCCCCAUGGCUUCCAGGACGGGCCCCCCCGGCGGCACAGCUACCUAUGCCGACUGCGUCGAUUCGCUACGCAACUCGCUCAAAUUCCUCGAGGCGUCCGUGGAGACGAUUGACCGCGGCGUAUCGGACUUUCCUCGCCUCAUGACCGUCCUCAAGACAGUCCGACAUUACGAGCUCAUUCCCCAACCCACGCUCGCUGCGGCAGAGGCUUCUCUGCGCGAUGAGAUUGGGCCUUACAUCGCCUUUCUUCUCAGCCGUGCCGAUGCUCAAGUCGAACGGCAGGAACGUCGCAUUGAGACGCUUAAAGCUCGCGCUGAGCUGCAACAGGGACGGCUCGCCAGGUCUGAUGACCUCAUGCGUGGCGUGCCAAAGACGUCUAACAAGAGCCGGCAGCUCCGUGGCGAGGACAAGCUACGCGCCCGCAUCGUGCGCCAGCGCAAGGAAGCCCUACGAUAUGGCAUCGAGAGGUUGGAGCUGGAAGUGCUCCAGAAGGAAAGAGAGUUGAGAAAGCGUCUGGACAGCCGGUAA